Molecule: messenger RNA, 1405 nt
Organism: Schistocerca nitens (vagrant locust)
Lineage: Eukaryota; Metazoa; Arthropoda; Insecta; Orthoptera; Acrididae
Product: protein-L-histidine N-pros-methyltransferase-like
Exons: 6
Coding region: 1-1032 (343 amino acids)
Molecular function (GO): protein-L-histidine N-pros-methyltransferase activity
Source: RefSeq, a predicted model, not a curated record
AUGCGGCUAGCCGUGCGCCUCUACACGCUACUACUGUGCGCCGCGCCCUGCCGCGGACCGCUCCGCCGCGCCCACGCCGGCUGUCACCGCCAGGGCGCCGCUCUUCACAUAGUGUCGAAGCUAAUUGCCGCGGAGCAGCACAGUGGUGGGGGCGCGAGCCGCCGCCGUGGCCCGUGGCCGGCGGCGCCGCAGAUAUGCACGCUCCGCUUGUCACCUUUCCCAUUUCCACGGCGCUGUACCGGAGCGGAGAGGAGAUUUUGGGGCCUGCCCGCUCCCCCAUUCGGGCGGCUGUCGCCGGCGCCUCCUCCACCGCCCCUGUCUUCCACCCCCACCCCCACCCCCCCGCAGCGCCCUCGUUUAACAUUUCUUUUCUUUCCACCGCGCCCGGCCGUCUCCCGGCGCGCCGCGCGGCUGCGCUCCGAGCUGCUGGGCCGCGGCUCGAUGUUCGUGGUGUCGCGGCGGCAGCUGGAGCGGCUGGUGGGUGACGCCGGUCCCUCGCUGUGGGGCGGCGUGCUGCUCGACCUGGGCGCCGGCGACGGCCGCGCCACCAGCGCCAUCGCCUCGCUCUUCUCGCAGGUCUACGUCACCGAGGUCUCCGUGCCCAUGCGCUGGAUUCUCGCCAGGAGGGGCUACCAGCUGGUGGAGGCGGACGAGUGGCCGUACCUGGAGCUGCGGCCACACGUGAUCAGCGCUCUGAACCUGCUGGACCGCUGCGACCGUCCGCUGACGCUGCUGCGGCAGCUGCGAGAGACACUCAGGCCCGGGGGCCGCGCCCUGGUCGCGCUCGUGCUGCCCUACCACCACUACGUCGAGACAGGUGGACAAGCAGAUCAUCGUCCAACUGAAUGGUUACCCAUCAAAGGAGAAACAUUUGAGGAGCAGGCGGCAUCAGCCAUUGUUGACUUAUUUGAACCAGCAGGCUUUCAUGUUGAACGAUGGUGCAGACUACCAUAUUUGUGUGAAGGAGAUCUCAAUCAGGCAUUUUAUUGGCUAGAUGAUGCACUUUUUGUUCUUAGUGUAUCCAACAGCUGAUCAGAAAGUAACUUAUGUGCAAAGGUGUUAUUUAUAUUGUGUCUUCUUUAAGUGCAUUGGAAACCUGCUCAGCAAUAAUAAAAACUUAAAACAUUCCAAUCAAUGGUAUAUACAGUGCCUUUAGCAGUAAAUACCACAGCCAUGAAUAAAUUCAACUGUGUUCAUAAAACUCAAUGUCCUGAAGGUAUUACAUCACUUCCGUUGUUCCCUUAGGUGUAAUUUUACAUAUCUGAUAGUUAAAAUCAACUAAAAGAAUCAGUAUAUUAUUGAUACAUCACAUACAAAAUGAGAGGCAUGUUUUACAGAUGCUCUUUUGUUAUUUACAUACAUGUAUGAAAUAACUUGCUGUAAAUAAAUAUGAAAUACAUUCAGA